Molecule: messenger RNA, 566 nt
Organism: Triticum dicoccoides
Lineage: Eukaryota; Viridiplantae; Streptophyta; Magnoliopsida; Poales; Poaceae
Exons: 5
Coding region: 161-487 (108 amino acids)
Source: RefSeq, a predicted model, not a curated record
ACUUUGCUUCCUUCAGAUCGUGUUUGUUCUCCGAGUUGCACCUCGCUUACCUUGGUGUUCUUCCUUUUCUGUGCUACAUGUGCAACUGAGAUCCUCUCUGUGCUAUCUCCUGCGCCAGCCGGCGCACCAUUCUGCCGUCUGCAUUGAGAUUGUUCGUCUGAUGUUCCACUUCGUUUGCUCGCCACUAUCCUGGUUGUGGUUCUUAAUACUAGUUUAUUUUGCAGGUUUGAAGAGUUGCUCUGUUUCUGCAUAUGCACCUGCAACUUGCUACUGCCGCUCAAGAAUACAUGCCAAGUUUUCUCUGGAUGAAGAAUACUCCAACAAAAACCAAUCUGAAGACCAGCUGCCUAAGGAGGAAGUGCCAGGCAUGGAAGAGGCCUUUAGCCACUUCUCAUCAGAUUACACUGAGUACGAGAAUUCACAGCCCCGUUGUGAGGUUGGCGAUUGUAUAAUAGAAAACAACCGAUGCUUUAGUUAUCUGUUGUAGAUAGUUUUUCUAUGCCUAUUCCUCUCAGUAAGAUGCGUAAUUUAAGCUUUGUAGGCUUAUUAUGAAAACAAUUUCUUAA